Messenger RNA from Coccomyxa subellipsoidea C-169, 1659 nucleotides. RefSeq lists its product as hypothetical. NCBI's taxonomy places the organism in Eukaryota, Viridiplantae, Chlorophyta, Trebouxiophyceae, Coccomyxaceae. The record is from RefSeq and is a predicted model, not a curated record. The transcript is spliced from 6 exons. Bases 1 to 1659 code for a protein of 552 amino acids.
AUGGUCGGCUACCAGUAUGGUGUGAAUCGCCAGCCCGAGCAGCCCAGACUGGCAGCCUCGGACAGCAGAUCAGCUGAGGAGGACGAUGCUGUGCCGGACACAGACUGGGUCGAUAACAGAAACUUUGCAGCAAUUGAGCUGCGCACGAGCGGAGCUGCAGCGGCCGGGGCCAUACAGCGGGAGGCCGAAUCACACAGCCAGGGGAGGCUCUAUGCAUCCGGUGACGCUGCGCCUGCAGCAACACCCGCUAGCGCAGCCAGUAAUGCAACUCAGCUGCCUGCCAGCAACACAGCUGUCUGCGCAGCUAGCCAGGAUAAGCCGAUCGAGCGCUCCUCUGAGGGAGUGGGUGCGUCAGGACAGCAGGGUGCCGAGGAGGAGUUGCCCUUCGUCCAUGUGCUGACGCCGCGAGGUGAAGGCAGCGAUGAGGAGCCAACAGAAGCUAGCCCAUGCACGCCAGCUUCGAGCAGUCCUGGCAGCGUGGCAGACGGGGCGGGGAGCAGCGAUGCAGGCACCGCUGCAGAAGCCGCCAGCAGGAGGGAUCCGGACACAGGCGCGGGGGAGUGCUUUGGGAGUCCCAUGGAGGAGCGCGUGGCGGGGUCAGCGGAGUGUAGCAGCAGCGGGCGCGGCACGGUGGGCUUUGUGCAGAGCAUGGAUGAGACGCCCGGGCUGCAGCGGCUGCGGUGGGCCAUGGGCGGCGACGGCGGGCAGUGGCCGCAGCUGGACCACUGGGACGAGGCCACCGCCUUCUGGGCCGCCUUCAGCCGCCAGCUUAAUAUCAAUCCAGAGGCAUUGAGCGCUGGGGAGCGCGUGCAGCUGGCAGGGGUCCUGCUGCAGGCCUGGACUGCCUUCCAGCAGAAGGGCCACCACGAAGUGACCAGCCAGCUGCGCGCUGAGGCGAACGUGCACCACGCGGUUCAGGCGACGGCGGCGCAGCAGGCGAGCGCGGUCAAGCAGGCGCGCUUCCAGCACGACCUGCACUCCAAGCAGCUCGCGCACUUCCGCUCGGCCCUCGGCGACGGCCUGCUGUUCGGCAUGGUGGUGAUGUUGGCGUCUGCAGGGGUGUGCGGCUAUUGGAGCGGGGUGGGCGACCUGCUGUUCGGCCACUGCCGCCCAAUGUCCAGUGUUGGCGCCUUUUCGAUCCUGCGCCCCUGGGCUGCCCUAGAUUUCGGCGGCGUUCUUGUGUGCUGGGCGGGGGCGCUGAGCGAUGUGUUGGUGGCGGCGGUGGUGAUGCUGCUGGUCGGCCGGCACAUGGCGGCAACUGGCGCGCUCGUGGGCGCACACGGCGCCCCCCUGCGCAAGCUCGCGCUCGGCCUGGGCGCCGGCUGCGGCGCGGCCGGCUACUUUGUCAUACACCGCCUCCACGGCGACGCUCGAAGGUGGCUGCUGGGAUGGGAGGCGUGGGUGGCGCUGCAUGUGCUGGUGGCCUGGUUCAUGCCGUCUGUGCUGCGCGCACUGGCGGCGCAGCCACAGGCCGGUGGGGUGCCUGGGCUGGGCUCUCAUCUCAGGAGCACAAAGGGUCAGAAAUGGGUGGAUUGCCUGGGAUUGCCCGGCUACCAUGUGAUGAUGGUGGCGCUCAUUCCGGCCCUGGUGGGCUAUGCUCCCUUCAGCAGGCGGCUGUCUGCGCUGCAGCUGUUGAGGUCACUCGUGGCCUCCCUGUGA